AUGUCAGCUGUGACCGCAGUCAGUAAUCCUCCACCAACUCCCAUUGAUACUCCAACAACAAUUAAAUCAGCUUCAGCAACAAAAACAGGCAAUGAAGAAAAGAAAAAGAAGCGAAUUAAAAGGAAAUCAAACCGACAUUCACGUAAACAACCAACUCUAAAAACUAAGGUCGUCGUUAGACGACUUCCUCCCAAUCUUCCAGAAGAAAUUUUUAUGAAUUCAGUUAAGCCCUGGGUAUCUGAAGAAACUGUCGAUUAUACCUUAUAUGUUUCGGGUAAAUUAAGUAAAAGCGGAUUUGAUGGUCACAUUUUUAUUGAUAAUCGUGGCACUGAAAGUAGAGCUGUUGUCGAGUUCUCACCUUAUCAAAAAAUCCCUAAAACAAGUAAAAGUGUAGAUGCUCGCCAAGGGACCAUUGAUGAAGAUCCAGAUUACUUGAACUUUUUAGAAUCUUUAAAAGUUGAAGAAGCAACUCAAAAUGAGCAACAAAGUGAGCAUGCAGAUGGUCUUACUCAAAUUGAAAGAUUAGAAAAUAGGAUUGCCUUGGUAACAGCUCAAACAUUAGCAGCCGAACAAGCGAGUAAACCUAAAACAACCCCUCUCUUGGAGCACAUCCGUGCUCAAAAAGCUGCUCAAGCAGCAGCGAAGGCUAAAGCAGCAGCUAAAAAAGCGGCUAGAAGAAAGGCUGAAAGGUCAAAUACGAAAAAGAGUGGUACUGAUCAAGCAGCAGCUACUAGUCAAGAUGGUACUUCAUCACCUGUGGCAGAUACAAAGAAAAAGAGAGAAAGAAAUAGAAAGAAGAAGGAACCACGGUCAUCGAGACCACCAAAGGAAGGUAGUAAUAACAAGCCCAAAAAACAAAACAACAACAAUAGAAAACAAAAUAAUGAGCAACCUCAAGUCAUAAAAAUUCUUGGACGUCAAUCAUCAUCAUCACCUGGACCCAACACUACAGGAUAA
Cokeromyces recurvatus is the source of this 957-nucleotide messenger RNA. Its product is annotated as Smg-4/UPF3 family-domain-containing protein. NCBI's taxonomy places the organism in Eukaryota, Fungi, Mucoromycota, Mucoromycetes, Mucorales, Mucoraceae. Gene Ontology annotation, molecular function: mRNA binding. Bases 1 to 957 code for a protein of 318 amino acids. The transcript has 6 exons. Gene Ontology annotation, biological process: positive regulation of translation; nuclear-transcribed mRNA catabolic process, nonsense-mediated decay. The record is from RefSeq and is a predicted model, not a curated record. Gene Ontology annotation, cellular component: cytoplasm; nucleolus.